AUGAGUACUGCUGCUGAAAAAAUAAGUGAUCUCUUCAAUGUUUCAUUAAAUGAACUUGAAACGAACAUUGUUGCAAGCGCUGUCAAAUUCAAUUCAUAACCUUAGCGUUUGCUUGAUGUAUAAAUUUCUAACAAAUUUCUUAGGAAUUAUAAUAAUCAGUGAUGGAUUUCAAGUCUAAAUUUUAUGAAUCUUUGCAUAACUUAUUACAAUUUAUUGCUUAAGUUAAUAAUGGCAAAGACAUAUUAAAAAUAGCCCAAUAAGUUGAAACUCACAUAACAAAAUUCAAAUAAUAAUAACUUCUUGUAUAGAUGAAAGUAGUACUAAAUAGCAAAUUAAAAGCAUUAUUGGAAACAUUUGGUGGAGAAAAUUAACAAAAAUUUGAAGUAAUCGUUUUUCUUAAUUAUAGGUAUAAAAUUAAAUUAAGCAUCUUAAAGAUUCAUUAUUAAAGAUUGAAACAACUCUAAUGGAAUAAUAAUAACUUACAUCUACACCAUAAUAACAUUUUAUAACACCAUAUCCAAAAAAAAAUUUUAUUACAGCUUCAUCAUAAGAUAUCUUAACUCCUAAUUUGAGUGAUGAAGCAGAAAUGAGAGGAAGAGGUUUCUUUAUAACUCCUGAAAAUAGAUAAUAAUAACCUAGAUAAUUUGAUCAUUCAUAAUAAUAAUAUUCAUCAAAUGAAAGUUAUUCUGUUUAAUAAAAUAAGACAUUAAAUUCUUUCGACAAAGAAAAAUCAGAAGAUAAAACAGAUCUUUAAAGCCCAUUUUUUGGCUUAUAAUAAGAUCAUCACUAAUAACCAAAAAUAUUUUAAAAUGAAAUUAUGAAUGAUUAUUUGUAAAGAGUUCCUUUAGAUUAAGGAUCAUAAGAAUCUCAAUUAUUAGAUGAAAAUAAUUAAAACUAUCAUCUAGAAUAAAUUAAUAAAAUAAAUUAACAAUAAUAGCAGUAAUAAUAAUAAUUGUAAUAGUAAUAAUAAUCAUAAUAAUCAUAAUAAUAAUAAUAAUAAUAAUAAUAAUAAUAAUAAUAAUAAUAAUAAUAAUAAUAGUAAUAAUAAUUAUAAUAAUAAUCCAAUAAAAACUUAAACAAAUAAGGAUAAACUUAAAAAUAAUAAACUUAAUGGCAAAAUUUGCAACUUUAAUAAACUUUCUAACAUAUAGAUUCGUUAUAAACAACAAGAACUGAAUAAUUUGAAACUUAAGCAAGAGUAUCAACACCUAAAGAAAAUCAAGUCUAAACUCGAAAUUAAUCAGUUGAACCAAAUAUUAGAGAGAUCUCGUAAUCACCUAAUGGAAAAAGACUGAUCUAAACUUCUAAAUCAAAGGAACCAUUUUCUAGAUGUAGAUCAUCAUUAGAAACAACAAAUUUACUCCAUAAAUUAAAUUCUGUUGAGGCCUCCAAGCCUACUAAUAAAUUAAAUAAAUCAAAAUCCAAUAAAGAAAAUUAAUCUUAACCUAUUGUAAAAUGUUCAAAACCUACUAAACCUUAAAUUACAGUUUCCAAACAAAAAAAUUAAAUCGUUACUAAACCUCAGUCAUAGAUAAAUUUAGUUAAAAAACAAAAGUCCAAUUGA
Molecule: messenger RNA, 1564 nt
Organism: Paramecium sonneborni
Lineage: Eukaryota; Ciliophora; Oligohymenophorea; Peniculida; Parameciidae
Source: the annotation of a GenBank genome assembly